Periconia digitata is the source of this 1530-nucleotide messenger RNA. NCBI's taxonomy places the organism in Eukaryota, Fungi, Ascomycota, Dothideomycetes, Pleosporales, Periconiaceae. The record is from the annotation of a GenBank genome assembly.
UUGUCUAGCAUGGAGGUUGCCUUUCAUUCUGGACUUGCGAGACCUCACACUUCACAAUCCUCCCCCACCGCCUCCUCCCACGCUCGCAUGACAUCUAACAGCGGGCCCUCCCUCAUGUCCCACCAAAGCUACCAAAGCCAGUAUUCCGCAUACUCCCACAAUAGCGCGCGCGACACCCAGAGCUCCCAGGCCACCAGCGCCUCGACCUUGUUCAAUGGCCCGCCGCCCGCCUUCCCCACCUCCACCCCCGUGAACGGCGGGCCCGUCGAAGCCGCCAACAACGUCCUCAAUAAGCGUGCCGACAAAGAGACUUCCCUUUUUCAACGAUGUCUACAGCUUCAACAGCGCCUGCGCGCCAUCCCAGGUUUGGAGCGCUGGCUCCGCGAAGAAGAGAACAAGGCUGGAGUGGACGACGACCCUGUGGCGCUCUUAUGGAGAACAUUUCGGAGGGGCUACCCACUGCUCGACAUAUACAAUGCCUUAAACCCCCGCGUGCGCUUGACCAUCGAUGAUUCCAAGAUGACCGAGGCCAAUGCAAAGAAGUUCGAAAAGAUGGCUACAUAUAAAUUUCUGCAGGCCUGCAUCCAGGAGCUGGAUUUCCCUCCGGAGGAACGCCCCAUUAUCGGAGAUCUAUAUGGUGACGAUACUACUGGCUUCGUCAAGGUGGUCAAUGUGGUAAACCGUGUCCUUGACAUUUUACUUCAGAUGGGUAUCAUCACAACAGACAAUGAUUCUUCCGACCCCGCUCACGGUAGCACCGCUAAACGGAGUCAGCGGGAACACAUUAUCGACGAGCUGGUCAGAACCGAGCGUACCUACGUGCAGCACUUAGAGCUUUUACAGCUAUUCAAGAAGAAUGUGGAGGAGAAGGGCAUCUUGACUGGCGACACUGUUCACAACGUUUUCCUCAACUUGAACGGCCUGUUGGAUUUCCAGCGACGCUUCCUCAUCCGUGUUGAGCAGACCAAUGCUCAGCCUCCGAAUGAGCAGAAUUGGGGUCAACUAUUCGUGCUCUACAAAGAUGCCUUUAAAGUAUACGAACCGUACAUCGCGAACCAGAAGAAGUGCGAAGAGAUUGUUGUAAGAGAGUUUGAUAAGUUGAGAGAGACGGGGGGUUCUGCGGAGAUGCAGCAAAUGGUUGAAUCGACUGCCACUUUGACUUCCUUUCUUCUAAAACCCUUUCAGCGGUUGGCGAAAUAUCCACUGCUGCUUAAAGAAUUGCGCGACAAAGGCGAUCUAGAUGAGACCCGAAAGGAAGACGUCUCCCAGGGCAUGAUAGCCGCCACCGCCAUUCUAGAAAGGACAAACGCAGCUAUUGAUCGUGAAGAUCGCCUAGAGGCUGUGGAAGAUCUCAAGACCAUGGUCGAAGAUUGGAAAGGCCACCGGAUCGAAGGGUUCGGUGAUCUGCUCCUUUAUGGCCAGUAUACCGUCCUCAAGGGUGAUGGUAUGAAUGGGAAGAACGAAGAGCGAGAGGCGAGUUGCCCCCCGAGCGUUUCGAUCUGCAUAUACUGACGACGUGUAGUACAAAAU